Molecule: messenger RNA, 1089 nt
Organism: Nicotiana attenuata
Lineage: Eukaryota; Viridiplantae; Streptophyta; Magnoliopsida; Solanales; Solanaceae
Exons: 3
Coding region: 1-1089 (362 amino acids)
Source: RefSeq, a predicted model, not a curated record
AUGUACAAACUGACAGCUAAGGUGAUCACUAACACACUCAAGCAAGUAGUGGACAAAAUUGUUGGGCCAGCACAAUCAGCUUUCAUCGAAGGAAGGAAUAUCUUAGAUAAUGUGAUUGUGGCGCAUGAACUAGUCAAAGGUUACAACAGAAGAGGAAUAUCCCCUAGAUGUCUAGUGAAAGUAGAUAUCAGGAAAGCUUAUGACACCGUUGAAUGGGAUUUUUUGAGAAUGGUCUUAUUAGAAUUUGGAAUUCCAGUCCAGUUUGUCAAACUCAUCAUGGAGUGUGUUUCAACUGUGAGUUACUCUAUUAUCUUCAAUGGAGGACUCACCCCUAAAUUCCAAGCAAAGAAAGGGCUGCGACAAGGAGACCCUAUGUCACCAUUCCUGUUCGUUUUGACAAUGGAGUAUUUGAACAGAUCCUUGAAACAGCUNCGUUUUAGACAAUGGAUCUCAUGCUUAAAAGCAAAUAUGGAAAAAAGUUCUCUGUACAUAACAGGGGUGGAUCAACAGUUGCAUAAUAAAAUCUAUGAUGAAAUGCACUUUGCAAUGGGAGAGAUUCCUUUCAAAUACCUUGGUGUUCCCUUGUCAUCAAAGAAAAUAACAGUCCAACAAUGUAUGCCACUGAUUUUCUUGAUACCAAAGAAGGUGAUGCAGCUAAUAACAAGUGCCUGUAGAACAUUCUUGUGGACUGGACAAUGUGCAACAUCCAGAAGAGCACUUGUUGCAUGGGAGAGACUAUGUAUGCCAAAAUUAGCAGGGGGCUUGAACAUAAUUGAGUUUCAGACUUGGAAUAAAGCUGCCCUUUCAAAACUGCUAUGGGCUAUCGCAGCAAAGAAAGAUACUCUUUGGGUUCAAUGGAUCCACAGUUUCUAUAUAAAGAGUAGAAACAUCAAUGAGAUGGAGACACCUAAGCAAGCUUGUUGGGUUGUUAAGAAAAUCUUUGAUGCAAGGAAAUGGUAUGGGAGCAAUGACUUGUGCACAGAACUACAACAACUCACUCAUGCUGGGAAGUUCAUGAUCAAGAAAGCUUAUGAUUACCUACUUCCUCAGUACCUACUUCCUGAGUUAUAUGGAAAAAACUCAACAUGA